Messenger RNA from Phytomonas sp. EM1, 1563 nucleotides. Lineage: Eukaryota; Euglenozoa; Kinetoplastea; Trypanosomatida; Trypanosomatidae. The record is from the annotation of a GenBank genome assembly.
AUGUUUCGCCGUGUUUUAGCCUUAGUGCCGCUCUUAUCUGCCACAGCGCAAGUUCGACUGAAGCAUAAUUCCAACCCGGAUCCGAUCCCACAGCCAAACUCGUUUCUUUCCGAUACCAAUUCCCAAAGUGGUUCGAUCCCGUCGAAAACGGGCGUGGAAAGCGUGCAAGUCACGCGGUUGCAGGACGGUGCCCGGAUUAUCUCGCACGAUGUGGGUGGAGCCGUGGCUUCGAUUGGGGCAUAUAUCCUGGCCGGGCCGGUCUUCGAAUCCGCCAAUUGCCCUGGCUUAGGUGCCAUGCUGCAGUCCGCGUUUGCCAUGCACGGCUCCAAACAAGCCGAUCUCCUUGGGAAUCGGGCCGCUGGGGGUGACGGGCUUUACCCUAGGGUUCACAAAUACUAUAUCAAUCUGCAUGUGAACUGCCGCAGGGAUGAGUGGCAUGCCUACGACCUAUCCCACAGCACGGCGGAGGAACGCGCGAAGAUAAAGUCGAAGUGGGUGUGGUCGUUGCCCAAGACGAGCCCGGUUCGCGAUAUCAUUAUGAUGAGCCUCACCAAACCGCCCUUGUCGGAAGCCGAGGUCAAUGGUCUCAGCAGUUCGGCGGAUGCACGAUUAAAGGAAUUACGGUGGCAGCGGCCGACCGAGUAUGCCAAGCUAGCGCUUGAAAGGGUUGCUUUUUAUUUAGAACCGCUGGGCAGUCCACGCUACGUGCCCGUGGAGAAUGCCCCUAAUCUUACAUUUCAAGUUCUUCGGGAGCACUAUGACCGCUACACCGCCCCUCCCCGAAUCAUCAUUGCGGGCGUUAAUGUCGAUCAUGAUGCCCUAAUCAUUGAAUACGAGAAUGCCCUUUCGAAAGAUUCCAAACCGUCUGCGGAGUCGCCAAGCGCGCCGGUGGGUGAAGAUGGCGUAGACAUCAACACGGAAGCAAGGCAGUACACGGGAGGUGAGCUCCACGAUCACGAGGAUCGCGCUAAGGCUAUCCUCACAAAGCCCUUUAUGGAUACUGAAACUAUUUGUGCGGUGGGAUGGCUUGCUUUCGGACGCACUAGUACGCAACUGAGGCGAUACGCCUCGUCUCUCGUCACCAAGGCACUCUUAGAUGUGGUGCUCACGAAUGAUCUGCGUUACAACACCGACGAUGCGCGCGCCCAAAGCGCUGUGCAAGCAUUUUAUACUACCUUUUAUUCAGCGGGGCUACUGGGUCUUACACUCACCUCAAGGCCUGAACAGGCACCGAAAAUGUUUUUAGAUGUUGUGAAAUUAGUACAAGAUAUGAAAAACCCGUCGCAGGAAGCAGUCAAUGUCGCCAAGCUCAACGCAAGAGUUUCCUUUCUUAACGAGAAUACCGUAAAUGUUCAAGACUACUGUGAUUUUCUCUGCAACAGUUUAUUCUCGAAGUCAGACUCAACAAUGGUGAUAAGUCUUGAUGAGGUUUUGCAGGCCAUCGAAUCUGUUAGUAUUGCAGACGUUAAGGAGGUAAUAGAUAUGAUGCUUAGUCACCCAACAUCUUUCUACGGACAUGGUGAAAUGCUCACCUUUCCAUCCAUUCGUCAGUUGGGAUUGUAG